Molecule: messenger RNA, 2049 nt
Organism: Zymoseptoria tritici IPO323
Lineage: Eukaryota; Fungi; Ascomycota; Dothideomycetes; Mycosphaerellales; Mycosphaerellaceae
Gene: BXL
Product: beta-xylosidase/Xylanase
Exons: 5
Coding region: 28-2049 (673 amino acids)
Biological process (GO): carbohydrate metabolic process
Molecular function (GO): hydrolase activity, hydrolyzing O-glycosyl compounds
Source: RefSeq, a predicted model, not a curated record
UUUAUUCCCUGGUCCCGGUCUCUCACCAUGAGGGCUUCCUUCGCAUCCAUCCUUACAGGAUUGACUGCGCUGGCCGCUUCGGUCAAUGGCAGUCCCGUGGCUCAACCUGACGCUGAGUUGGAAACUCGUGCCGCUGCCUACGAGGGCUACAUGAUGGCAUACUUCACUGGCAAUUCGCGUGACGGAGAAAAGAUAUACUUUGCUGCCAGUAAUGGCAACGACGCCUUGAGCUGGACCGAGCUGAACGGUGGCAAGCCGGCUCUUACUUCAACCAUGGGUACUACGGGCGUCAGAGACCCGUUCAUUAUGCGAUCUCAAGACGGCAGCAGAUUCUACAUUCUCGCCACGGAUCUGUCCAUCGGAAGCGGAACUUCUUUUGGCGAUGCACAACGCCAUGGAUCUCAGUAUCUCGAGAUCUGGGAAUCCACCGACUUGGUCAACUGGGGCACUCAGCGCCACGUCAAGGUGUCAACCUCCAACGCCGGCAAUACUUGGGCACCUGAAGCACAAUGGGACUCUUCGAUUAACAAAUACGUCGUUUACUGGGCAUCCACCAUUUACGCCGACAGCGAUCCGAACCACACGGCAAACACAUACCAGAAGAUGAUGUACGUCACGACCUCGGACUUUUACACCUUCAGCGCACCGCAAGUCUGGCAAGACGUCGGAACCUCCCGCAUCGACACCACAGUCCUGCUCGUCAACGGCACGUACUACCGCUUCACCAAGGACGAAGGUGCGGGCACAACCGGCUGUUCGGACAUCAUUGAAGAGCGAUCGACCAGAUUGCUCAACCAAGCCAGCGGGUACACCCAAGUCACCUCUUGUAUCGGCAAGAAAGCUGGCACCAGCGCCGUCGAGGGACCAACUGUGUUCAAGUCCAACCCAAACGACGUCAACGGCAACAAGUUCUACCUCUGGGUCGAUGAGUACGGUGGCCGUGGCUACAUCCCUCUCGAGACUGCGGAUAUCGCAAACCCUGCGUGGACAGUCUCUGCAAAAUUCACACUUCCAAAGAGUCCUCGACACGGGACAGUUCUUCCCAUCACCGCUGCUGAGCUUGAUCGCAUCAGAGGCAACAGUCGUAGUAUUGGCGCAUCAGGAGCUGGACAUGGCACUAACGGAGCGGGGAAAUCAGCUCCCAACUUGAUCCCGGGUCUCUACGCUGACCCAAACAUCUGUGUCUUCAACAAGAACUACUACAUCUACGCCACCUCCGACGGGUACGCCGGCUGGGGCGGCCAGGAGUUCUACGUUUGGAAAUCCAGCAAUCUUGUCUCCUGGACCCGCUCUGACAAGCCAUUCCUCACCCUGAACGGCACAUCCGGCAACGUCCCCUGGGCUGACGGAAACGCCUGGGCACCAACCGCCAUCUCUCGGAAUGGAAAAUACUAUUUCUACUUUUCUGGUAACAACCCCACGUACAACCGCAAAACCAUCGGUGCAGCCGUCGCAAGUAGUCCAGAGGGUCCCUUCACCGCACAGCCCAAAGCGAUGAUCCUCAACGACGAGUCCGUCACUUCCGGCCAAGCUAUCGACCCCGCCGCUUUCUACGACCCCAACACGGGUAAAUACUACCUCUACUGGGGCAACGGCAACCCCGUCAUGGCCGAGCUGGGCGACGACAUGGUCUCCAUCAAGGCCAAUACUCUGCGCGCCAUCUCCGGUUUGACCGACUUCCGCGAGGGUUCGUUCAUGGUGUACCGCGAGCCGUAUUACCACAUGACCUACUCGAUCGACGAUACUGGUAGCGAAAACUACCGUGUUGGGUAUGCUACGGCUCUCAGUGCUACGGGACCAUUCACGUACCGUGGUAUCGUGUUGGAGAAGGAUGUGAGCCAGGGGAUUUUGGCGACGGGACAUGAUAGUAUUAUCAAUGUGCCGGGGACGGAUCGUUGGUACAUGGCUUACCACCGUUUCGGGAGGCCGAAUGGAGAUGGUCAACAUCGUGAGACGACAAUUGAUAAGGUGACGUUUGCGAGCAAUGGGCUGAUGAACAAGGUCGUGCCGACGGUGGAUGGUGUUCGUACGGCGGAUACGGUGCCGUGA